Messenger RNA from Scophthalmus maximus (turbot), 773 nucleotides. It is a transcript of the gene mlnl, whose product is annotated as motilin-like. The transcript is spliced from 6 exons. The coding region runs from base 341 to 661 and encodes 106 amino acids. Lineage: Eukaryota; Metazoa; Chordata; Actinopteri; Pleuronectiformes; Scophthalmidae. The record is from RefSeq and is a predicted model, not a curated record.
CGCGGACACGGGGCAACAGGUUCAACCACCGACUGGCGCACGGAGGACCCACCUGAGGCAGCAGCAUGCCGAUCUCCUCCACCUCCUUGACGGCGAACAGCGCGUAGCCCGCCGCAUGCUCGAACAACACGUGUAGCAGCACCUGGAGAGGAGCGCGGAGGAGAGCGCUCGAAGGAGCCUGUUGAGGAGCGGAUGUGAGGGAGGACAGUAAAAAGCUCAGGGAUCAGGAGCGGACUUGAUAUAAAGGCUGACUGGGACAAGCUGACGCUCAGACCAGUGGAGCUCUGCUCAUCUUAACGCACACUUCCCCAAGUCACUGACCACAGCACGACGGAGCAGAAUGAGCAUGCGCGGAGCAGUGGCUGGUUGCGUGCUGCUGGCGUGCCUGGCGGCGCUGCUGACUGAGAGGACAGAGGGACACAUCACCUUCUUCAGCCCAAAGGAGAUGAUGCUGAUGAAGGAACGAGAGGGUAGAAAGGACAUGGAGCCUCGGUCGGAGGAUGGUCAGUUUGAAGAAGUCACUGUCCAACAGCUUCCUCCGGUGGAACACGGUGAUGAUAAAACAGUGGAGAUUGCCGUUCGUCUCUCACCCAAGCAGCUGGAUCACGUGGCUCCGGUGCUCGAAGAGAUCAUCCAUGAAAUAGCGGAGAAAGCCAAAUAGCGAGGCCGGAGACACUAGAAGACCAAUGCUGUGUAAAUUCUUCAACAGGCACCGAAUGCUCAUUUAUUUUAUUGUAUUUUAAUGAAUAAGUCAAUAAAGGGAAGUCAUCUAA